Molecule: messenger RNA, 2076 nt
Organism: Linnemannia hyalina
Lineage: Eukaryota; Fungi; Mortierellomycota; Mortierellomycetes; Mortierellales; Mortierellaceae
Source: the annotation of a GenBank genome assembly
AUGGCAAAGAUAUUCAGCGUUACACCAGCAGAGCUCAACACCCUCAAAGGCAGGGAUGCCAACACUCACAACGACCUUGAAUCUUUCUCAGAUACAUCAUACCCAUCCACUCCUACAGAUACCCACCCCUCCGACCCAUUCUCGGCACACUUCCGUCCCCUCAAGUCCACUUCAACCUCUACUUCAGCAUCUACUUCAACAGCAAGAGGGGGAUACCUCUCCAAGAUCGUACUCUCGUUCUUCCUCUCGCCUACAGGAUACCGUCUCUUGAGAUUCGACUCAAAGAGCAAAUCCAAGAAGGGGAAAACUACCCCUUCUGCCUCGACUAAGUCUGCCCCUGCUUCCAAAAAGAGCAAGCCUUCGGUGACUUUCUCGCACGAGAGCCUCCAGAGGCUGGGUACCUCCCUCGUUGACCCUGAGGAAUACGAGCGAUGGUUCAAAUCCCAAGCCAACAACAACAACAGACCCUCAAUUGACGACGACCACUAUGGCGACAACAACAACAAACCACAAGUAAACAGGAAUGUAGCAGCACUGUCUUCAGCAACACGCGCAGGAAUCCGAGGAUUCACACUUGCCUUCCUGGCAGGCACAGCCAUGGACGUCCUCCUCCCCGCUCUCCUCAAACAAAAAUUCAAGGGACUUGUCCACAAGAUCUUUACCAACCCUUCCUCCCUACGACUAGGAGCUUCCUGUGGUCUCUUUGCAUUCGUCUACAAACUGUCCUUCCAUAUUAUUGCCCUCGCUCUCGAGCACGCCUCUUCGUCUUCGCAGGAUCAACGUCCAGCAGGUUCCAGGAGGUCGGACUCUGGAAUUAGCCUUGGAGGCACGCAACGGCGAGGUCAACACGGAGAUGGCAAGAUUGUAUUUGGGGGGUUGACACAGCUCGACAGCGGAGACGAGAACCAACAACAGAAUGGAUCUGAUGAUGAUGACGAUACACUCCCAGUGAACCCCAAGGAGCAGGCUGCAAGGAACAGGAAAAAGUGGGUCCCCGCUCUAUUGGCCUCCCUUAUCGCUGCACCGGCCUACAGUCUGAUCCCCGAAAAGGCCCGUCGGUUGACGAUGGCGUUGUACUUUUUGACGUACGCUGGUGAAUCUGCUUAUGCGGCGCUGGAACAUGAGGGGCUCUUGAAGUGGUUGCCUAGUUGGGUCGGGAUCUGGAUCUUGGCGCCUAUUAGUACCUCGCAGAUUGUGCACACCUUCAUCCAGCAUAAUGACUGCAAUCCUGUGGGAUGGACAAAGCUGAUUAUGUCACAAUGCGACCCAUACCUCCACCGCCCCAAGGGCUUCAACACAAAGUCUCUAGGCGCCUUCCCAACCUCCGGACAGCUCUUUGAAGGCGCAAAAGCCUACAUGAACGCCGGGUACCUGUCCCAACCCAUCCUCGCCUCCGCCGCCACUGCUGCUGCUGCUGCCCUUACAGGAGAUGUCAGCGGUAGUGCAAAGGGAUUCUUGUUGCCAAAGGCUUGUGAGAGUACUUUCAAGUUCACAGAGUCCAUGGGUCACCACUCGGUCGGGUGUCGAAUGUUUCACCCGGGGGUGGCGAGCUGUGGGACAGCGACGAGGCAGCUUCUGGGCCGGAAUGCGGUUUUCUCGUUCAAGAUGUAUGCGGUUCUGGCGGCUUUGACGUUUAUCGCCCGUGGAGGGAAUGUCUUCCAGAAGGGGGUGAUGAACUAUGUAUCAAAGACAACAAUCGCAACCCUCCGUAGCACAAUCGCAACCUGGGGUAUCGUCGUCACCGCAUUCCCCCUCUUCUGCUCCAUGGACAAAACACUCCCGACCUGGUUCCUCCCCACAAAACGACACUACCUCAACGGUUUCCUGGGUGGACUCUGGGUCCUCCUCGAGACACCCGCCAGGCAAUCGGCCUUGACGUUGUAUUUUACAAGGUUUAUGAUUGAGGCGCUUUGGAGGAGAGCCGUUAAGGCGGGGUUGGUCCGGAAAGUGAAGGGUGGGGAGACGGUGUUGUUUGGAUGUGCGAUGGCGGUUGUUAUGGGUGUUUUUGAGACGUCUCCGGGGAUGGGGAGGAAGACGAUUAUUCAGAAUAUGUUGAACAAGAUUUUUGUUGACUGA